AUGGUGAAGUUUCUGAAGCCGAACAAGGCAGUGAUAGUGCUGCAGGGUCGUUACGCGGGGAAGAAGGCGGUAAUAGUGCGAACAUUCGAUGAGGGCACGCGCGAGCGCCCCUACGGCCACUGUUUGGUUGCGGGGAUAAAGAAGUAUCCGAGCAAGGUGAUAAAGAAGGACUCGGCGAAGAAGACCGCGAAGAAGUCACGCGUCAAAGCCUUCAUCAAACUAGUGAACUACCAGCACUUGAUGCCCACGCGCUACACGCUCGACGUGGACCUCAAGGACGCCGUCGCCCCCGACGUUCUCCACGCCAAGGAUAAGAAGGUUACCGCCCUUAAGGAGACCAAGAAACGCCUUGAGGAGCGCUUUAAGACCGGCAAGAACCGGUGGUUCUUCACCAAGCUCAGGUUCUGA
Sphenostylis stenocarpa is the source of this 408-nucleotide messenger RNA. The record is from the annotation of a GenBank genome assembly. Lineage: Eukaryota; Viridiplantae; Streptophyta; Magnoliopsida; Fabales; Fabaceae.